AUGACAAAACUCACGUUUAUUAAUAGCGGUAUUGGUAUGACCAAGUCAGACCUCAUGAAGAACCUUGGUACCAUUGCAAGGUCUGGCACGAAAGAUUUCAUGGAGGCUCUAGCUGCUCGUGCCGACAUGCCCAUGACUAGUCAGUUUGGUGGUUUUUUCUACUCUGCUUGCCUUGUUGCUGAGAGAGUCGUUGCAACCAGCAAGCACAACGGCGAUGAGCAUUAUGUUUGGGAGUCCCAGGCUGGUGGCUUCUUCACCGUGACACGUGAUACUACUGGAUAUCCCCUUGGGAGGGGUACUAAGAUCAUCCCCUACCCCAAGGACGAUCAGGUACAAGAGAACACAAGUCUAGUCGCUAUUUACCUUGCUGAUGCUUAA
This is a messenger RNA of Triticum turgidum subsp. durum (durum wheat), 378 nucleotides long. NCBI's taxonomy places the organism in Eukaryota, Viridiplantae, Streptophyta, Magnoliopsida, Poales, Poaceae. The record is from the annotation of a GenBank genome assembly.